UCUCCCCUCUCUUCCCCAAAAUCCCCCCAAAAACACAAAACAAACAAUUUCCGCGAAAAUUAAAGAAAAAUAAAAAUUGAAGAAAAAAAAAAAAAUUCCGUUCUCGUCGUCACCAUCAUCUACAUUUUUUUCGGACGAAUGUUUAAAUGGUGAGGAGUCAUCACCGACAUUGUUCUCUGAUCUAGAUUCUUGCUCGCCGUGUCGCCUCCGCGAUCGAGAUGCGGGGGUGGGCCCCCCAAAUUCUCCUCCUCCUCCUCCUCAUCGCAAUGGGCCUCAUCUCGGCCCAAGCCCAAGAUGACGAUGAUGGCGCAUCGUCGCUCGAGAGCUACUACAGCCAAACGCUCUUCGCUCGGAUCAUGAACCUCACCGACCAUUUUCGGCCUCAGAUCAAGGACAAGCUCGGUUACUGCAUCCAAGACCCGAACCAGGAGAUUGAUGCUGCCUUUAAUUUCUCAAAGGAUCCAACUUUUCUAACUAACUGUCUCAGGACGACGAAGGAUCUUUCCAAACGUUUAUGCACCGCAGCAGAAUUCCUAUUUUAUGUCAACAGCUUUUUGCAAAACGAGGAUAAAAAAUUCUUAAAGCCUAAUUCGAACUGUAAUUUGACUUCAUGGGUUUCUGGAUGUGAGCCUGGAUGGGCAUGCAGUGUUGGCAAGAACAUCAAAGUUAACCUCAAAGAUGACAAGAACACACCCACGAGAAUUGUUGACUGUGGUCCUUGCUGCGAGGGCUUCUUUUGCCCUCAGGGUCUUACUUGCAUGAUACCUUGUCCUCUUGGUGCAUACUGCCCACUUGCGACUUUGAAUAAAGAUACUGGUACUUGUGAUCCAUAUGACUAUCAGCUACCUCCAGGAGAUGCAAAUCACACUUGUGGUAGUGCAGAUAGGUGGGCCGAUGUUAUAAGUAGCGGUGAAAUAUUUUGUCCUGCAGGAUACUAUUGUCCAAGCACCAUUAAAAAAAUUUCCUGCCAGAGAGGACAUUAUUGUAGGAGGGGUUCUACUUUUCAAAACAAGUGCUUUAAUAAGGGCUCAUGUAAGCCGAAUUCUGCCAAUCAGGAUAUCACUGUAUUUGGCAUUCUGUUGAUAGUUGGACUAAGCUUGUUGCUACUAAUUAUAUAUAACUUUUCCGGCCAAGUUUUAACUAACCGUGAAAGGAAACAAGCCAAAUCCAGAGAAGCGGCUGCAAGAAUGGCAAGAGAGACUGUACAGGCCCGUGAAAGGUGGAAAUUGGCCAAAGAUGCUGCAAGGAAACAAGCAGUUGGACUUCAGAGUCAAUUAUCUCGUACCUUCUCCCGUAAUAAGUCUAAGGGUGUUGGCUGUUUUACAUCUGGCGAUAAUAAAAAACAAGCUACCCCUUCCAUUCCUCUAACUGUGCCUCCUCAAUCAUCAAAAGCAUCGACAUCAAAGAAUAAGGAACCAGGUGACCUUACCAAGAUGAUGCAUGCAUUAGACGAGAACCCUGAUAAUGAAAUGGGUUUUAAUCUGCAAAUUGGAGAUAAAAACCUUAAAAAAAAUAUUCCCAAAGGCAAAAAGAUGCAUACUCGUAGCCAAAUCUUCAGAUAUGCUUAUGGUCAAAUCGAGAAAGAAAAAGUUAUGCAGCAGGAAAACAAGAACUUGACAUUUUCAGGAGUGAUUGCAAUGGCUACGGACAAUGAAGUGAGAAGUAGGCCUGUGAUGGAGGUUGCCUUCAAGGACCUUACUCUAAUUAUUAAAGGGAGCGGAAAGAAGAUUCUGAGAUCAGUGACGGGAAAAUUAAUGCCUGGUCGGGUUGCAGCUCUCAUGGGCCCAUCUGGGGCAGGAAAAACUACAUAUCUUAGUGCUGUUUCAGGAAAAGUAACUGGAUGCAAGUCAAGUGGUUCAGUUCUUAUAAAUGGAAAAAAGGAGCCAAUUCAGGCAUACAGAAAGAUUAUUGGUUUUGUACCACAAGAUGACAUUGUGCAUGGAAACUUGACAGUAGAGGAGAAUCUUUGGUUCAGUGCUAGAUGCAGACUUUCAACUGACAUGUCAAAAGCAGAUAAAGUUUUGGUUGUGGAAAGGGUUAUUGAGUCUUUAGGCCUACAAGCCAUACGGGAUUCUUUGGUUGGGACGGUUGAGAAUCGUGGGAUUUCUGGUGGACAGAGAAAACGUGUAAAUGUUGGUUUAGAAAUGGUUAUGGAGCCGUCAUUGUUGAUACUGGAUGAACCUACAUCUGGUUUGGAUAGUUCUUCAUCUCAGCUACUUCUGAGAGCUCUUCGACGUGAAGCACUAGAAGGGGUAAAUAUCUGCACGGUGGUUCACCAGCCCAGCUAUGCUUUGUUCAAGAUGUUCGACGAUUUGAUUCUUCUAGCAAAAGGAGGUAUAACAGUAUAUCAUGGAUCAGUGAAGAAAGUUGAGGAGUACUUUGCAGGUCUAGGGAUCAUUGUUCCUGAGCGUGCGAAUCCCCCAGAUUACUUUAUUGACAUUUUAGAGGGAAUCGUUAAGCCACCAGGUGUUAAUGUUAAACAGCUGCCCCUCAAAUGGAUGCAGCAUAAUGGGUAUGAGAUACCCCAAGAUAUGCUGGAACUUCUACGUUCACCUGAUCCAUCAGAAAGUGCUGAUGAGGGUUCCUCUUCUGAAGGUGUAGGUGCUGAACAGCCUGUUUCAAGUGAAGAAUUGGGCAAUAUCAAGGUUUCUGAUGAGGUGAACAAAAAUGAUGAUUUAGUGGGUAGUUACUCAAAAGCUUGUGAUUUUUCGAACCGCAGAACACCCGGUGUCCUUCGGCAAUAUAGAUACUUUUUAGGAAGGGUUGGAAAACAGCGUCUACGAGAAGCUAGAAUACAAGGAGUUGAUUAUCUUAUAUUAGGGCUUGCUGGAGUAUGUUUAGGAACUCUUGCUAAAGUUAGCGACGAAACAUUUGGGGCUCUUGGUUACACAUACACUGUUAUUGCUGUUUCUCUUUUGUGUAAGAUCGGAGCCCUGAGAUCAUUUCAACUUGAGAAGUUGGAAUAUUUGAGAGAGAGAGCAUCGGGCAUGAGUACAGCUGCUUACUUUAUGGCAAGAGACACCCUUGAUCAUUUCAAUACAGUCGUCAAGCCAAUAGUUUAUCUUUCAAUGUUCUACUUCUUCAACAAUCCAAGGUCAUCAAUUCAAGACAACUAUUGUAUUUUGGUGGCAUUAGUGUACUGCGUGACGGGUAUUGGUUAUACUUUUGCUAUCGCCUUUCAACCAAGCUCAGCCCAGCUGUGGUCUGCACUCGUACCUGUUAUCCUAACUUUAGUGGCAACUCAGUCAAAUUGUGCAAAGUGGAUAAAGAACUUAUGCUAUACAAAAUGGGCAUUGGAAGCAUUUCUACUUUCAAAUGCAGAAAGGUACUCCGGGGUUUGGUUGAUAACGAGAUGUGGUUCCCUGAUGAAAAGCCAGUAUGAUAUUGAUGACUGGUGGAUUUCGAUAGGGAUCCUUGUUCUCUAUGGCUUAACUUUUCGCUUGAUUGCUUAUAUAUGUAUGGUUACCCUCCUUAAGAGGUGAAGCCUGAAAAUUUUGUAUUUUUUAAGCUUUCCCUCCCCCUACCCUUUUUGUGGGUUUAGGUUUAAGUUGUUGUAUGUAAUAUAGUUGUCAAAAGCAGUGCAUGUAAAAUAGAGUAAUUUAAAUCAGUAUUAAAACGGGGAAAAAAAAAGAAAAGAAGG
Asparagus officinalis (garden asparagus) is the source of this 3640-nucleotide messenger RNA. Its product is annotated as ABC transporter G family member 28-like. The transcript has 14 exons. Gene Ontology annotation, molecular function: ABC-type transporter activity; ATP binding; ATP hydrolysis activity. Bases 219 to 3482 code for a protein of 1087 amino acids. NCBI's taxonomy places the organism in Eukaryota, Viridiplantae, Streptophyta, Magnoliopsida, Asparagales, Asparagaceae. The record is from RefSeq and is a predicted model, not a curated record.